AUGCCUUUCAGUAGCCUAGCCCUUAUAAGGGCGGUCGACGGAUGGCCAGAUUACCUAGGUGAUCCUGCUUCAUACAGGCUUUGGAUGAGAGAUUACUAUUAUUUCAUGAUUGAUGGGUACCCGAAGCCCUUUGGCUAUGUGCACAGAACUAUCUUAGAUGGGCUCCGACUAUCACAACGGAACUGGACAAUCAACAAGGAGCGGCGAACCCUUACGAUGAUCGGCGGUUCGUUUGAAAAACGGACUCAAGUUAUGCGCGAGACCUUAUUGCAAGCCGUCGAAAACAAGGCGACGACAAGUCCCCAGAAGUUUUAUGAAGAGGCUCUCCAGGUCGUCUCAUCCGAGGGCGAACAUGUCCUUGAUAUGGAUCGCAGUGGCCUCGAUCCGUUUGGUGUCACGAGUUACAGCGCUCAUAUGAUUGGAUUCGUAAAGGAGAAGGGUGUCAUCAAAUUCUGGGUCCCGGAACGUUCGUCUACGAAGCCAACAGUGCCCAACAAGCUCGACAGCACUGUUGCGGGUGUUGUUCGUUCUGCGGAACGACCUAUCGACUGCAUGCUGCGUAAGGUCGCGGCUGAGGCCUCUGUCACUGCAGAGUACACCAAGGCGAACAUUGUUCCCUGUGGAACCAUCUCGUACCAAAUGUCUAUUACUAGUGCCGGCAAGCCAGGCUGCCAGCACAUCAUUUCCUACCUUUAUGAGAUGGAGUUCAAGGGGGGCCUAAUACCCCGACCAGGUAAUGACGAGGUCGGCAAGUUCACUCUCAUGACACAAAAAGAAGUUUUGACAGCACUGACAAAUGGCGAAUUUGUCGCUAAUCGUGCUAUGGUUUGGCUGGCUUAUUUUAUCCGGCAUGGCAUCUUGACGCCGGAGAACGACUCGAACUUUGUUGAAGUUUGUCAGAGGUUGCAUAAGAGACACGACAUGUUUAUUGCGGAGGGACUUCCUGUCGAUGAAGGCGUCUAG
Messenger RNA from Emericellopsis atlantica, 963 nucleotides. RefSeq lists its product as uncharacterized. The transcript has 2 exons. Lineage: Eukaryota; Fungi; Ascomycota; Sordariomycetes; Hypocreales; Bionectriaceae. Bases 1 to 963 code for a protein of 320 amino acids. The record is from RefSeq and is a predicted model, not a curated record.